Molecule: messenger RNA, 606 nt
Organism: Ostreobium quekettii
Lineage: Eukaryota; Viridiplantae; Chlorophyta; Ulvophyceae; Bryopsidales; Ostreobiaceae
Source: the annotation of a GenBank genome assembly
AUGGACUUCCUCAUGGGCAUGUGCUGCAAGGACUUCGUGGUGGUCUGCGCCGACACCAACGCGCAGAUGUCCCAGAUCCUGACCAUCAAGCACGACGAGGACAAGAUCGUGCCCAUCGACAGCCACAAGGUGAUGGCCCUGGCGGGCCAGCCGGGUGACCGCUCCCAGUUCUCGGAAUUCAUCAUAGCCAACGUGCGCCUCUACGCCCUCCGCAAUUCCCGCCGCCUCAGCACGCACGCCGUGGCCAACUUCACCCGCAACGAGCUGGCCACCAGCCUGCGCAAGAAGCCGUACAACGCCAACAUGCUGAUCGCCGGCUACGAUGAGUCUUGCGGCCCCUCGCUGUACUGGAUGGAUUACCUCGCCACGCUGCACAAGACGAACGUCGCGGGCAUGGGCUACGGGUCCUACUUCGCGCUGUCGCUCUUCGAUCGGUACGCCAAGGUGGACAUGGAGGAGAAGGAGGCCGUGGCGCUGAUGGCACGCGGGGUGCAGGAGGUCAUAAGCCGGAUCACGGUGGCGCCGUCGGACUAUGUCAUCAAGGUGGUGGAUAAGAACGGGACCAGGACUGUGGAGACGAUCUCACCGGGACACGUCGCAAAAUGA